GGUGCUGUGCGGUUAUAACGCCAGUAUUAACGCUGCGUUGCGCCUUUUAGACGGGCGCCGACAAGUCACGUCUGCCUGCAUGGGGGCGGGUCGCUCGGUCUCGCAGCAUGUGCCGCUUUACGGGAAACACGGCAAGCAGGAAGUGGAGAGUUUACUCGAGAAGUGUUUGUGUCGUCAGAAGUUGCAUCUGAAAAGUUUGUCACGUGCAAAAAAGACCAAAAACGCCUUUCCGUCGACAACGCACCGCGGAGUCGUUGACGUCUCGUAAACCGUUUUAAUUCGCUUUUCAGGUCCUGAAAAGAAAACCAAACCCAAAACAAACUAAGGUAGGAUUUUAGUGAUCAAAACACUGCGCUACACACAGCAACACAGUAGGGCAUCAUGACUUGCGCACUCGAUGUAAGUGCAUAGGAAACAGCCGCGAGGACACGCGAGUGGAGGAAACCGCCAGCUGCCAAUGACCUGAGACACCAGCGAGGAGACCAGAGCGUUAGCCGGCGUACUGACAAGUUGAGGAUCAUGAAUCGAGUGCCGCUGCAGCAGCCACAGAGCUGUGGGCCCUGGGAGCUGAAGGAGCGGUUGGGGACAGGAGGCUUUGGGAAUGUCACUCGAUGGCAAAAUAAGGACACUGAGGAUCAGAUUGCCAUAAAGCAGUGUCGUCAGGAGCUGAGUGAGAGAAACAAGGAGCGAUGGUGUUUGGAGAUCCAGAUCAUGAAGAGGUUGGACCAUGUUAAUGUGGUCGCAGCCCGGGAGGUUCCUGAAGGAAUGCAGAGACUGGUGGCCACCAAUGACCUGCCGCUGCUGGCCAUGGAGUACUGCCAGGGAGGGGAUCUGAGAAAGUAUCUCAACCUUCUGGAAAACUGCUGUGGAAUGAGAGAGGGCUCUGUCCUGAUUCUCUUACGUGACAUUUCCUCAGCUCUCACCUACCUCCAUAACAAGCGGAUCAUCCACAGGGAUCUGAAACCUGAGAAUAUUGUUCUUCAGCAGGGAGAGAAGAGGUUGAUCCACAAGAUCAUAGAUCUGGGCUAUGCCAAGGAGCUGGACCAGAGCAGCCUGUGCACGUCAUUUGUGGGAACCCUGCAGUACCUGGCGCCAGAGCUCAUUGAGAGGCAGAAGUACACCGUCACUGUGGACUACUGGAGCUUCGGGACGCUGGUGUUUGAAUGCAUCACAGGUUUUCGCCCCUUCUUACCGACGUGGCAGCCCGUACCCUGGCAUAAUAAACUGAGGAUGAAGCAAGAUGAUGACAUUGUGGUCUAUGAGGACCUCACCACAGAGGUCCGCUUUUCCAAACACCUGCCCCAGCCCAACAACCUCAAUAGUCUGUUGUUGGAGAAGCUGGAGAAGUGGCUGCAGCUGAUGUUAAAGUGGUCCCCCCAGGAGCGAGGCAAGGACCCACAGUCCACACCCAGCGACUGCUUCUCUCAGCUCGAGUUAAUACUGCAGCUCAAGCUGGUUCAUGUCCUGAACAUGGUCUCUGCUAAAAUCCUCACGUACUCUGUCUUGGCCAAUGAGAGUGUGGCUGACUUGCAGCAGCGAAUAGAAAGAGACACCGACAUCCCUCCAGCCAAUCAGGAGCUGCUGCUGGAGGCGGGACUUCCCUUGGAGACCCACGUAGAGGCCUUGCAGUAUGCUGUGGAUUACACGAAGAUAGAUGGACGCUGGACAGACAUGGUUCUGGUCUUCUUGUUCGAUCGCUCUUCCUGCAGUUAUGAACCCCAGCCCAGUCCUCGCACCCUCCCCGAAAACAUACGCUUUGUCCACGCCGACCCGAAGCAUAUUCUUCCCUACAGCCAUCUGAGGAGGACCUGCGGUCAGGCCUGGCACACCAUCCGCUCCCUGAAAGAAGACUGGCAGAGACUGCAGCAAGGGCAGAAGGCUGCCAUCAUGAGCCUGCUGAGGCACAGUUCGUCGCUGUCCAAGCAGAAGAACGAGAUGGUUUCCAUGCACCAGAGACUCACCGCCAAGCUGGAGUUCUUCACCACCAGCCUUCACAUAGACAUGGACAAGUACCAGGAGCAGAGGGCCACGGGGAUCGCGUCAGAGAAGCUGCUCAGCGUAUGGCGGGAAAUGGAGCAGACUGCAGUCAGCUGUGGUCAGGCCAGGGUGACUGAGCUGGAGGAGGAGAUGAUGCAGCUGCAGACAGACAUAGUGGACUUACAGAGACAGCCCUGGAGGAGCGGGGAGGCCCUGGACACACUUGAGGGAAAGGCCAUGGAGCUGUUCCGCAAGCUCCGAGAGAAGCCCAGAGACCAGAGGUGUCCAGGGGACAGUCAGGAGGUGGUGCGUCUGGUGGUGCAGGCCACGCAGUUCUACGAGAGGAAGCUCCGAGAUUUCUACACACACCUCAGUAAGACGGUGGUGUGUCGCCAGCGAGUGAUGGAGCUUCUACCCAAGGUGGAGGGCGUGGUCCAGAGGAUGGCCGAGAGCGAGCAGGUCCUCAUGGGUCUGCAGGAGAGACGACAGAGGGAGCUGUGGAACCUGCUGAAAGUGGCCUGUAGUAAGGUUCGCAGUCCCAUGAGUGGGAGUCCCGAUGGCAUACGAACCCCCUCCUCUGUAACCCACCUAACCACCCCCAGACACAGCCUACAGCAGUUUGAUGAUUCCUUAGUGGAGGAGAGCAGGACGUUCGAGAGUCGACUCCAGAGUCUGCUGCACGACACCAUCCAGGAAUCGGAGAGCAGCAUGGAGGUGCUGAGCGAGUGGAGAUGGCUGAACGGACAGGAUUUCUCCAGCGACGUCUCCUAAAUGUGAUGACAGCUGGAGGAGGUGCAGAACUCUGCUGCCUCUGUGUGGUUUGGAUGGGGGAACUGCAUGAGGAUGCCUAUGAGUUCUUCUUGUGAUUUUUUUUUUUUAAAGGACAUUAGAUAAGUUACUGGUGGGGCUGGUUAUCUGCUUUAUGAGAGCUGCGAUCAGCCAAAUGAUAAGCCCAUCACCACCAAUCCAGUCUUAUUUUAUGAGAACAUGUUCGCCACCGUACAGUGCAUUGUGUUGUAUGCUGUCUGUGAGUGGAUCAAUUAUGUUUAUCAGAAGAGUUGUAUGUUUUUAUAUCCAUGUAUCUAUGCAAAGUAAAUGUUAUUGGCUCAGAACAAAUAUUUUUCCAAAGUAAAUGAAAUGCACAAGACUUCUCAAGCGAGCAUUUGGAAACAUGCUGUAUGUUAAACAGGUAUCAGGGAUUGCACUAGCUGAUUUUCCUCUGAGAAAUCGCUCAUCUGUUAUAAAAAUCGAAACAGAGAAUUCCCGCAGCACGGUGGCCCGGUGGUUAGCACUGUUGCCUCACGGCAAGAAGGUCCUGGGUUCGAACCCCGGGCCAUCCCAGUUCCUUUCUGUGUGGAGUUUGCAUGUUCUCCCCGUGUCUGCGUGGGUUUCCUCCAGGGUGCUACGGUUUCCUCCCAUCAAAAAAAAAAAAAAGACGUGUUAGGGUUAAUACUCCUGCCUGUGCCCCUGAGCAAGGCAGUGGAAGAAGAACUGGAGUUGGUCACCGGGCGCUGCAGCUGCCCACUGCUCCUAUACAAUAGGAUGGGUUAAGUGCAGAGGAUGAAUUUUGUUGCAUGCGUGCCUACAGCACCAAAUAAAGUGUCUUCCUUCCUUUCUAAACCAGCGUGUAGAUGGGCUGCAGCCUGCACGCCGUAUGAAACCGAACCUCUCUCUGAACGGUACCACACAUUACAACCGUCAACUCACACCACAUUCCAGGCUCACAGACGGGCAGAGAUGAUCUGAAUGGAGUUCGUAAAUCUACUGCAAAGAGGUGACCGGAAAUAUUUCUCUCUCCACGCUUUGUGUAGCCACACAUUUUAGCCGUAUUUCAGUUGUCUCCGUUUUAUCGUUGGUGCAUUUGUUGACUGGGUAAACAUUUAUCAUUGUGGACUCGAUAUAAGAAAAAGACUAAAGAUGGUUCAUGUAUAUUCAUGGUCACUAAAAAAAUUGGGUCUUUUGUGUUGUCGUGCAGAUAUUCCUGCAUUGUGUUAUGGAAUUAGUGUCUGCUUUUUUUAACAUUCAAAUGAGAUUUUAAAAUCCUUUUCGUUUCUUAAAGAUUUGUAUAUAUUUAUAGUUACCAAAAACAAAGGGGCUUUAAUGGCUGUAUACUGAAUGACUAAAAGCGUUGUACCCACUUUAAUAUAUAAAGAAAUACAUGCAGCUUCCGUCCUUUCCUCCAA
This is a messenger RNA of Lampris incognitus (smalleye Pacific opah), 4160 nucleotides long. It is a transcript of the gene ikbkb, whose product is annotated as inhibitor of nuclear factor kappa B kinase subunit beta. NCBI's taxonomy places the organism in Eukaryota, Metazoa, Chordata, Actinopteri, Lampriformes, Lampridae. Gene Ontology annotation, cellular component: IkappaB kinase complex; cytoplasm. Gene Ontology annotation, biological process: peptidyl-serine phosphorylation; tumor necrosis factor-mediated signaling pathway; positive regulation of transcription by RNA polymerase II. The transcript is spliced from 22 exons. The coding region runs from base 520 to 2748 and encodes 742 amino acids. Gene Ontology annotation, molecular function: ATP binding; protein binding; IkappaB kinase activity. The record is from RefSeq and is a predicted model, not a curated record.